Lottia gigantea (owl limpet) is the source of this 1830-nucleotide messenger RNA. RefSeq lists its product as hypothetical. The record is from RefSeq and is a predicted model, not a curated record. The transcript has a single exon. Gene Ontology annotation, molecular function: oxidoreductase activity, acting on the aldehyde or oxo group of donors, disulfide as acceptor. Bases 13 to 1350 code for a protein of 445 amino acids. Lineage: Eukaryota; Metazoa; Mollusca; Gastropoda; Lottiidae. Gene Ontology annotation, biological process: branched-chain amino acid catabolic process.
AAUUAUUCCAAAAUGUCGGUCAUGCAGAGACAUUUCUUUCAGGUUUAUGUAAAAAGUAAGGGAUUGCAAACAUGUCAUCUUAUAAACAGACGAGUAUUCCAUCGGUUGAGUGCCAACUUAUAUUCUCAGAACCCACCUACAUCGAAAUUCGACGAAAGACCAGAAUUUCCGGGAUCAAAGUCGGAAUUUAUCAGCAAAUUAAAGUUCAUUGAUCCUGACAAAGUAGAUGGAAUUCCUGUGUACAGAGCAUUGGGUCGAGAUGGUAAAAUUCUGGAGGACAGUGAAGAUCCAAAAUUGGAUUCCGAAACUGUCAUCAAAAUGUAUAAAGAUAUGACUUUAUUAAAUACUAUGGAUCGGAUAUUAUAUGAAUCUCAGCGGCAGGGAAGAAUUUCAUUUUAUAUGACAAACUAUGGAGAGGAGGGCACCCAUAUUGGUUCUGCUGCUGCUCUGGAUCAAAAAGAUAUGGUGUUUGGUCAGUACAGAGAAGCUGGUGUGUUAAUGUGGAGAGGCUUUACUUUGGAUCAAUUCAUGGACCAGUGUUAUGGUAAUGAGAAUGACAUUGGUAAAGGAAGACAGAUGCCUGUACAUUAUGGAUCCAAAGAAAUGAACUUUAUGACAAUAUCCUCUCCACUGGCCACACAAAUGCCACAAGCAGCUGGUGCAGCUUAUGCAUACAAAAGAGCAAAAAAUGGGUUAUGUGUCAUCUGUUAUUUUGGUGAGGGUGCAGCUUCAGAGGGAGAUGCUCAUGCUGCAUUCAACUUUGCUGCAGUAUUAGAUUGUCCAGUCAUAUUCUUUUGUAGAAAUAAUGGUUAUGCUAUAUCUACUCCAGUGAAAGAUCAAUACAGAGGAGAUGGCAUAGCAUCAAGAGGCAUAGGUUACGGCAUGCCAACUGUGAGAGUUGAUGGCAAUGAUGUUUUUGCUGUAUACAAUGCUGUGAAAAGUGCUAGAGAUAUGUGUGUAGCUCAGAAUAGACCAGUUUUAAUUGAAGCUAUGACAUAUCGUAUUGGACACCACAGCACAUCAGAUGAUAGCUCUGCAUAUAGAUCUGUAGAUGAAGUUAGUUAUUGGGAUAAGCAAGAUAAUCCAAUAUCACGUCUUAGAAACUAUAUGACCAAUAAUAAUUUCUGGGAUGAAGAGAAAGAAAAAGCCUGGAAACUUAAAGCACGCAAAUUGGUAAUGAAAUCUUUUGCAGAAGCUGAAAACCGUAAGAGACCUAACCCUGAAGAAAUGUUUAAUGAUGUUUAUGAUAUAUUACCUAAACAUUUAGAAGAACAAAAGAAUGAAAUGAAAGCACAUGUGAAACAGUACAAAGAAAAUUAUCCUCUUGAGCAUUAUGACAAAUUAUUCUAAAAGCCAUAGAUGAACACUUUUUUUUUCUAGGAAUGGGGCAGUUUUUAAGAAAAAAUCUCACAAUUAGUGUUGAAUCACAUACCGGUAAAAAAUAUAAAAAAUUAUAAUGAUGUAAAUUUAUAGAAGUGACUGAAAGACACAUAUUGUAUUCUCUAAAUGUGUAUUUUUGAUAAUGACACUAUUAUAUAAUAAGUUUAUCAAUAUAUACAUUUAAUUGUGUUUCUGUCUAAAUAUUCCAAGAAAUUUUAUACAUGUUAUUUUUUUUUAUGAGCUGGAUGAGCUCAGUUUCACUUUUCUGUAUGAAGCUUACUUUAGAAUGAAAUCUUAACAUCUUGUUUGUCAUUGGUUACUGGCAAAAGCAUGGAAUUAUCAGAUACUGAUCUCUGAAAUUUGUUCUAAUUAGUAGGACAAAAAAAUGCUAUGUACUAUGUUUCAUUAAGUUUAUUUUUACUUCAGUAAUAAUACAUGUGUGCAGUUUUC